Molecule: messenger RNA, 696 nt
Organism: Rodentolepis nana
Lineage: Eukaryota; Metazoa; Platyhelminthes; Cestoda; Cyclophyllidea; Hymenolepididae
Source: the annotation of a GenBank genome assembly
AUGUCUGACAACGCAAGGCUUAUUGAUGAAUGUGAAAAUCUAUUAGAAAAAAAUGAACUUCGGGAAGUUUAUGAUAAAUUAAAUGUCAUAAAAGAUAUGGACGUGGAAUUGAUGAGUAUUUUUGCGAGAACUGUUCGAUUUAUGGUCAACUCUAAUUGCGCAAAAAACAAAAAAGAAAAGGAGCUUUGGAUUGAACGUGGUGUUGAAGUGCUGAAAGAAGGUGUUGAAAAGUAUCCAAACGAUUGCUUAAGCAACACUUGGUACGGAAUUAUGUUGAAUGUAAAGUCCAAAGAAGCAGGUGUUAAUGAAAGAAUUAAGUUGGGAUAUGAAAUCCGUGAUUACUUCGAGAAAGGUCUUAAAGCUAAUCCUCAAUCCUACAUAGCAAAUCACUGCAUGGGUUCCUGGUGCUAUGAAGUUUCUUCAUUGAGUAAAAUUGCCCGGGCCUUCGCUUCAACCUUUUUCAGCAGUCCUCCAUCUUCCAGUUUUGAGGAGGCUUUGGAAUACUUCAAAGCUGCCCAAAGCGCCGAUUCUAGCAACAUGCUUAAUAUGUGCCGUCUUGCUCAGUGUUAUGAUAAACUGGGCAAAAUUUCAGAAGCUAAAGAAUGGGCUCUCAAGGCCAUCUCACUCCCAGCAAGGGAUUUUGAAAUGGAAGAAGCUCUUAAUGAAUGCAAACAUAUUGCAGCUAAAAAAGGUUGA